AUGUGGAUUUUACCUAUAGUCGAAUUUCUUAAGUACAAAAUCGUCGGCAGCGUCAUUGUUCUGACGUGCUUACCUUAUUUCGAUAGAGCUAAAUUAAUAAAAGAUUUCAGUCGUCACGGAUUGAGUGCAACAUGUUCUUGCGAUGCGCAUAUUCUUGAAUACAUUAGUACAAAAAACUCACAAGGAGUCCUUUAUUUUGUAGAGAAUUACAAUAUAUUAAACGAGACUAAAAGUCAUCAUUUUUCUUUAAACUACAAAUGGCUUAUAGUCGGCAACGAAAUUCCAAAUCGACUUCACACAGUCAGGUACGACGCGGAUAUCACUUUGUUCAAUUAUUAUGGAAAUGGUAACAGCGAUCAGGUGGGUUAUUUUCAAGACAUUUAUAUACAUCCCGAAGAAGGAGCAAGUGUUCACCCAUGGGCAUACUGGUCAAACGGAAUAAUAUUAACUCAUGAAGUAGAAAAGAAAUUGCGCAGGAGGAAUUUGAAGAAGUUUCCGAUGAGGAUUGCAACACCGAUCGCGCAAUAUUCAGAAGACUGGUACAAUGGUACAUUUAGACAGUAUUUGGCUGACGAACGUUUAUCUGAGUUGGAUUCUGCGAUCAGAUGCGCGCAUGGUGCUUCUGCGUUGUUGAUAGAGCACCUAAAUGCUACUGAAGUGCUCGUUCCAACAUUACUCUGGAGCACGGUAGUCAGUAACGACAGUAUGAUGGUGGAACUUUAUACAGAAAAGUCGGUAUUGGCCGGCGCCGUACUAAGAAUGAUGCCAUCGAGAUUUGAAAGACUAGACUAUGUGCUACCAAUUUGGCCUUUUAGUGUCGGCUUCACAUAUUUGGCUGAAAGGGAGAGCAGUAGCAACAUGUACGUGGAACCAUUCGCUACCGUCGUCUGGUGGUCGUGUCUGGCAAUCGGUCUAGUCCUAACAGCUGCGCAGUGGCUCACGUCGAGAAGCCAACUGGAGAAGGACGGAGCGUGCAUCACUGUCCUCGCAUCAUGGCUUCAGCAAGACGCCAGCGCUGUUCCGGAAGGCAUUUCAGGACGUUGGACCUUCAUAGUCCUCUCCGUAUCGUCUAUGUUAGUCCACGCUUAUUACACAUCAGCUAUUGUAUCAGCGCUGAUGAGUACCGGCAGAAGUGGACCAGACUCGUUGAGGUCGCUGGCCGAUUCCAGAUAUUCUAUAGCUUCAGAAGAUUAUGAUUAUAUGCGCUAUUUAAUGUUUGAUAUUAAAACUAAUUGGGAGGACUUGGAGUACUUGAAAGAGAAGAAAAUUACGGCGAAAUUCUACCAAGACAUAGAAAAAGGUGUGAAACUCAUUGAAGACGGAAACACUGCCUUUCACGCUGAAUAUAACCAGAUUUAUCCAUAUUUCAAAAGAUUUAGUGAUGACAAUAUCUGUAAAUUGCAACACGUCGAUACUAUCCCUGAAUCAAUCUCAUGGGUGACAACAACAAAAAGAGGACAAUGGACUCACGCGUUACGCUGUUCAUCACGUUGGCUCCACGAGACGGGAUUAUCAAAACGUUUGGUCUCCAAGCUCAGAGUCCGCCGACCAGCCUGCAGAACAUCCCUACUUGCCGAAAGAGUGAAAUUCGGUGACGUUGCUCCACUCCUGUGCCUGACAAUGUCCGGAGCGAUAUUAUCAUUGUUAUUGCUGGGCCUAGAAAUAUUGUACGCUAAAUGGGCCAAAUAG
Molecule: messenger RNA, 1689 nt
Organism: Bombyx mori (domestic silkworm)
Lineage: Eukaryota; Metazoa; Arthropoda; Insecta; Lepidoptera; Bombycidae
Exons: 10
Coding region: 1-1689 (562 amino acids)
Source: RefSeq, a predicted model, not a curated record